GAUCUUGCAUAUCAAAGAAGUAUAAAGAAAUACAAGGUAUAAACUGUGGGACUCCCCAAGGCUCCAAGCCACUUAUAGAACCUUAACACUAAGCCAUUUUAGCUGAACUAGUUUCUGUUCUACACUUAUCAACAAGUUUGAGCUUUCAGUCACAGCAUUGGAAUGGAGAAUGAUGAGGUGAUUCUAUUGGACUUCUGGCCUAGCAUGUUUGGCAUGAGGGUCAGGGUUGCACUAGCUGAGAAGGAGAUCAAAUACGAGUACAAGGAAGAAGACUUGUUUACCGGUAAAAGUCCUCUCCUUCCGAAGAUGAAUCCGGUCCACAAGAAAAUCCCGGUUUUGGUUCACAACGGAAAACCUGUUUGUGAAUCUCUCGUUGUAGUCGAGUACAUCGAUGAAAUCUGGAAGGACAAAGCUCCUUUGUUAUCAUCUGAUCCUUAUGAAAGAGCACAAGCUAGGUUUUGGGCUGCCUACACUGACAAGUUGUAUGAUUUUGGGACAAGAAUAUGGACAGCCACAAAAGAAGAGUUUGCGGGAGGUAAGAAGGACUUGCUAGAUCCACUCAAGUUACUGGAGGAAGCUGCACUGGGAGACAAGCCCUAUUUUGGAGGGGAAAGUUUCGGUUUUGUGGAUGUUGCCCUUAUUGGGUUCUAUACCUGGUUUUAUACGUAUGAGACCAUUGGAAACUUCAGCAUCGAGGCCGAGUGCCCAAAGCUUGUUGCUUGGGGUAAGAGAUGCAUGCAGAGGGAUAGGGUCUCGAAAUCUCUAGCUGACCCUCAUAAGAUCUGUGAGGUACUACUAGAAUUCAGAAAGAAUCGUGGAUUAGAAUAAACAUGUUCACGUGCUUCAGAAUCCAUUAAAAGGCACUUAGUUCUGCCUGUUGGAGUAUGAAAUAGAUCUGUUAUUCUAGGAAUAAAGACGAUUGUCAAGUGCUGCCUUGUCGAGUCAAAGUAUUGUCUAUGUAAUUCUGCUGCCGCUUCUUUUUGGACUGAAAAGUGAUUGCUUGAAAGUAAAAUCCUACUAUAUACCAUCAGGAUGUGAAUAAUAUGAACAAAUGUGGUGUUCUUAUCUUAA
This is a messenger RNA of Lycium barbarum (goji berry), 1071 nucleotides long. RefSeq names its product probable glutathione S-transferase. Lineage: Eukaryota; Viridiplantae; Streptophyta; Magnoliopsida; Solanales; Solanaceae. Gene Ontology annotation, molecular function: glutathione transferase activity. Bases 163 to 828 code for a protein of 221 amino acids. Gene Ontology annotation, cellular component: cytoplasm. The transcript is spliced from 2 exons. Gene Ontology annotation, biological process: glutathione metabolic process. The record is from RefSeq and is a predicted model, not a curated record.